AUGGAUCACGCCUCUUCGACGCUGCCUUGGGCCUCUGCGGCCACCGCCCAACGCAUGCUGUCCUACACCCAAGUCGCUUCGCCCAUCAUCCUUCUUUUCGUCUACCUCAUUGCCUUUACCGCCUUCAGCAUCCUCACCGCCAGUAAUACUAAUUCGCGUCCGGAGAAGGAAGUUCUGGGCCCCGGAGGGAAGCCUCUCCCAAAGAAAGCACACAAUAAGAAGAAGAAAGAGGAGAAUGACACAGAAGACUUGCUGGGCUGGGGCAAGCCUCGCAAGCUGCUGUUGCAAUGGCUCUCGGUCGCCGUGCUCUUCACCUUCCUCGGCAACAUCAUCGUGAUUAUCGUCCACGCCAUCUAUUCCCGCGAGGACCAUUGGUGGUGCGGCGAAGCUCCGACUAUCUAUCUGAUCGGUUCCUUCAUGGUGUACAUCCUCCUCACCAUUGCCAUGAUCGACACUGGUCCUUCACCCACCGUCGCCCACCUCGUCACCUGGAUCGUCGGAUUGGUGUUGGAGUUGAUACUCCUCGGAGCCUCCUUCGCCCUCUACACCAACGCACAUCGAGAGCCCAAGGCGGCCGAUGCAGGAGAUGGGCGGUUACAUACCAAUAUGACCCAGUGGGAGAUUGUCGAAGUCAUGAUCGACAUUGUCCGCAUCUUCCUCCUCCUCGCCCUCAUCGCCUUCUACGUCCUCUUUGCCCAUAUUUUGCAGCCGAAGAAACGCAAGGACUCGCAGGACUCGGCGGACGAGCAAACUGGCUUGCUCGAGGAGAGUCACGCAACAGCAAACGGGUCAGCAACGGGUGCAGCGAGCGGCGAGGGUCAGAACCAGACAUACGGCACGAAUGGGAAACCGAGCAAUACCGACGAGACCCCGGCCGGCUGGGAGAAGCCCAAGGAAACCCCGACUCGCAGCUGGUGGGAAUACAUCCGCGCGUACGCCGUCUUUAUCCCGUACAUCUGGCCGUCUAAGAGUCGCCGGCUACAGGUCAACUUCGUCAUCUGUAUCGCCAUUGUCCUCGUGCAGCGCGCCAUCCAGCUGCUCGUUCCCAUCCAGGUCGGCAUCAUCACCGACAUUCUUGCCGGCAUCGAUGGCCCCGUGUACAUGCCUUGGAUAGGCAUCACCGUCUACGUCACCUAUCGCCUCUUCCAGGGAGGCAACGGUCUUCUGGGAGCCACGCGACAGGUCCUGUGGAUCCCCAUCGAGCAGUACUCCUACCGCGAGCUUUCCAUUGCUGCGUUUGAACACGUCCACUCCCUCAGCCUGGACUUUCAUCUCGGCAAGAAAACCGGCGAGGUGCUGUCUGCACUCGGGAAAGGCGCGUCACUCAACACCUUCCUGGAAUCGGUGACGUUCAAUGUGGUGCCGAUGCUGGUCGACCUGGGUGUGGCCAUCGUCUACUUUUUGAUCAAAUUCGACGCCUACUACGCCCUCGUCAUUGCCGUGGUGACGUUCUGGUACAUCUACAUCACCAUCCGCAUGGCUGCAUGGCGCGCCGUCAUCCGACGAGAGGCCACCAAUGCCAGCCGAGAGGAGGAUGCGGUCAAGAACGACUCGAUGGUUUCCUAUGAGACGGUUAAGUACUUCAAUGCGGAGGCGUACGAGUUCAAUCGAUACCGUGAUGCGGUGAAGAAAUACCAGACGGCCGAGUACCAGGUCACCCUAUCGUUGGCCCUGAUGAACACCAUCCAGAACCUGGUCUUCAUGCUGGGCUUGAUCGUGGCCAGCUUCAUCGCCGCAUACCAAGUGACGGUCGGCAUCCUUAGAGUGGGUGCCUUCACCACUCUCUUGACGUACAUGGCGCAGUUGCAGGGCCCGCUCAACUUCUUCGGCACCUUUUACCGCAUGAUCCAGAAUAACAUGAUCAAUUCGGAACGCAUGCUGGAGCUGUUCAAGGAGAACCCCACCGUGGUCGACAAACCUGACGCUGCCAAGAUUCCCUCCUGUGAAGGCGAGGUGCGCUUUAACGACGUGCACUUUGCAUACGACUCGAGGAAGCCGGCAUUGAAGGGUCUGACCUUUCGUUGCAAACCGGGCACUUCGACUGCUCUUGUGGGAGAAUCGGGUGGAGGCAAGUCCACCGUUUUCCGCCUGCUGUUCCGCUUCUACAAUGUCACAUCCGGCAACAUCCAGGUCGACGCUCAUGAUGUCGAGAGCAUCACGAUCGACAGCUUGCGUUCUCACAUCGGCGUGGUGCCGCAAGACACUGUGCUGUUCAACGAGACGCUAAUGUACAAUCUCAAGUACGCCCGGCAGUCUGCAACUGACGAGGAAAUCUAUGCCGCUUGCAAGGCAGCCAGCAUCCAUGAUAAGAUCAUGACCUUCCCGGAUGGCUACGAGACGAAGGUCGGCGAGCGUGGCCUUCGUCUGUCUGGAGGGGAGAAGCAGCGAGUGGCCAUUGCACGCACCAUCAUCAAAGACCCCCGCAUCAUCCUGCUGGACGAAGCGACCGCCGCUUUGGACACGGAGACGGAAGAGCACAUCCAAGAAGCGCUGCGCACCCUCUCCCGCGGACGCACGAUGCUGAUAAUAGCACAUCGCCUGAGCACCAUCACCAUGUGCGACCAAAUCCUGGUGUUGAACGACGGGCGCGUCGUCGAGAAGGGCACGCACGCCGAGCUGCUGGGGCUCAAGGGGCGCUACGCAGGGAUGUGGAAGAAGCAGGUGCGCGCGCAGAGGGCGGCUGAAGAGGCUCGCUUCCUGAAGGAUAAGGCGGAUAGGCUCCGCCGGGAGAGCAUGGACAGCAACGCCAUUCGCGCGCGGGGUGCCGACGGGCAUGAAGAUUCCGCGGGCGGCAGCAGCGACGAGGAAGACCAGAUGCAGCGGCAGCGCGAGCAGCACGAGCUGGAGUCGACGUUGUCGUCGUCGCCUCGUCCCAUGGUCCCGCAGGCGCAUAUCGACUCUGUGCUCGCCAGCGAUCCUGGGACGGAUACUCUGCCGCAGCGCGAGGCGAUGAAGAGUGGCACUGUUCGCUCGCCGUCGCCGGUUGCUGAAGAGCCGGCUCAGUCUACGAGUCAGCAUCGCUGA
Molecule: messenger RNA, 3024 nt
Organism: Neohortaea acidophila
Lineage: Eukaryota; Fungi; Ascomycota; Dothideomycetes; Mycosphaerellales; Teratosphaeriaceae
Product: putative ABC transporter
Exons: 3
Coding region: 1-3024 (1007 amino acids)
Biological process (GO): transmembrane transport
Cellular component (GO): membrane
Molecular function (GO): ABC-type transporter activity; ATP hydrolysis activity; ATP binding
Source: RefSeq, a predicted model, not a curated record